CGUCGGUGGCUCAGUCGCACGCGCCGCCUUGCACUGUCAACUCCUCAUGCUUCAAUUGUGAUCUGAGCUGUGUUGAUACGCGCGUGUGCAUUUGUUGUGCUCUAAACUCUAAUUCAGUUCUUACAACUGAGGGGACAUUUGUGCAGUGCUGUGUUGUUUACGUGCUAAGACAGUAUCGUUCGAAACUAACAUUCAGUUGUGACCUUCCCUUUGAUCCUCCCUCCCAAAGUGAUUUCCAAAUGGAGUGAAGACCGCAAAUUUACGACAUGUUCGUACGAAAUGAAAAAUAUCGAAUAGUAUCGCUGUAUUGAAAACGAAAUAAAUUCGAAAUGGUCAACGGGAACUAUGUUUUGUAUGGGGACAGGCCGUCCUCCGAGUCGGAGAUCGUGGACGACCAUGUCCACGCUAAGACAGCCGAAAGGAAAAACAGAAGAAAAGCGCACAGGACGGCCAAUGAGCUGCAGUCCACGCUGAACAUGGCUCAGCUGGACAACGAGACUGAUUCAAUAAAAUAUGAGAAAAGGAUCAAGGAGCCGAGGUUGUUGCGGUACGUGCCGACGACGGAUGUGGAGGAGCACUACGUCUCGGAUAAAUUCGAGACGUACGAUUUGAAGCCGGCGAAUGAGGAGCGGCCGCGUCGGUAUGCGUUUACGAAAAAGCCGAAAAACCCGGCGGACGGUUCGGUGAAUUACGCGUAUUCUCGGUCCAGUAGUAGCUGCAGCUCGCCGAACGGCAACCUGCCCACGAUAUCGGAGCACGCGGAGCAGUACGGCACGUACCGCGUGCGGCCCGUGCCCAGCCCCACCGUCGAGGACAUCAUGUCGGGCUACGAGUCGAAGCUGGACAAAUAUUUCUCAAAGCCCAGGGAGGUGAAAAAGUUCGCGGCCAAGGGCUCGCACCCUGACAGCCUAUACCGGGUGUCAGCGGGCAGCGGCGUGGGCGCGGGCAAGCUUGCGCGUGCGCUUCGCAUCAUGCGGUGGCCGGCCGCGCUCAUCCUCGUCUGCGUGGCGCUGGCUGUCUUCGUAUACUUCUUGAUGCCAGACAACAUAGAGGCUGGCCUAGACGCAGCGAAUGGCACUACCUACUGGGAGCAGGUGUCGGCUGGUGCUGGGGCCCAAAUACGAAGACUACCGCCCAAGAAAGAACAAAUACCGGACAGCAAGGGCAAGGCCGUCUUGCCCCAAAUGCCGGGUACAAAAACUUCGGAAAUCGAUUUCUACGAUGCAGAUACAGACAAAAAUUAUGAUAUAGCAUCAGUAUUAGACUCCGUUAUAGAAACUAAUGCGAAUAGAAAAUUGCCAAUACAACCAGUUUUUCCUGCUCAUAUUACACCAGAAGUUCAAUACGGUAAUGAGAGAGUAGACUCUGAAAAACUCAGGACACCUAAAACCCUGGAUGAAUCGAACACACUCCCCGAUGAUUCAACUCUUAAGCCGCAUAUUACCCAAAAACCGGAAAAACCUCUCGCAGUUUAUUUCAAAGACGGAAAUGGCAUAACGAUCACUGCUAGCACAGAAACUAUAGCAAAAGCGGAGACUCUUAACGACUUUACUAAUUACGGAGAAAAGUACACAACAAAGAAUGUCGAAGAGCCAAGCAUUAAACCUCAUGUGCCUAUUUACAAAGAACAUCCUGUGCCUCAAACACACAAAGUGAAAAUGGUGCCUCAAGUCUAUGAAAAACCGCAUGAUAUCCCACCGGAAAUCCAAGAAUUUUUCUAUCGCCGACCUACGAACGUGGAUGUGAAUUUCACCUCAGGUCAUUCUAAACUUUUUGGUAUAUCUAUUGAGGAUGCAGAAAAGAUGAGAUCUACCACCCAAAGUUCUGCUUAUAACACUCGAGUGUCGCCCACACUCCCAACGUGGCGGGACGGCGAUGACUCGACUACAAAAAAAUAUCCAGUAAACGUUAAUUAUGACGUACCUCAAUGCCGUUCAACUCGGCUAGCACUGUGCCGAGGGAUCCUUCCUUAUGAUUUGGCUGGUCCUGCUGCCCAUGUGAACGGAGUGGAGAUCACAUCCCUCCUCUCCCAGAUCGAGUUUCUGGUGUCCACCAACUGCAGUGAGCGCGUGCAGCACUUCAUGUGCGCUCUUCUGGAGCCCGAGUGCAGCCCGCCACCGUACCCGGCGAAGAUGCCUUGCUACAGUCUUUGCAAAGCAAUCUCCGACGGUUGCGACGGCUUGAUACCUCGCGAGCUGACGGCAGCGCUGAACUGCAACCAGUACUCGUCAUCCAACUGCGUGGCGGCCAAGAGUCCCUGCUUCCCUCGAGAGCUGCCUUGCGGCGACGGCACGUGCAUACCCCGCGAUUGGAUCUGCGAUGGUGCUGCGGACUGUCCCGCCGGGGAAGAUGAAGAUCGAUGCGUUACGUGUGAAGCUAAUGAGUUUAAGUGCCCUUCUGGAGGAUGCAUUCUAAAGCGUUGGAUGUGCGACGGCUACACCGACUGCCCCGGCGGCGAGGAUGAGGCGCAAGGAGUGUGUGAAGCCCAAGGAGUUCAGACAGGAGGUGGUAACGCUGCGGCUGCGAGAAGUGAACCGGGCGAGGAGUCCGCUGGCUCCGCACCCGCGCCAGCUGUGAGGAAACCAUUCCGGAUUCCUCCUGGACGGGCCAAAGACCGAUCAGAUGCAGAAAGCAGUAAGGAGCUUCUGGUCACAAGUGACAGCAGUAACGCGCUCAAGCGGAACUUUACUCGACGUCCUUCGCUCUCCCGUUUGACGCCGUACACCCGACCAAAGGUCAGCUUCGUUCGCCCCCCAGAAAACCCUGAAGAAGAAAAACCUGAAACGACCAGGAAGCCUCAGUAUGGCAGAAAAGUAGUAGAAAAGAAACAAAAGACGGAAUCAGCGGAAGACGUGAACAUCGGGGAUCUAGGGUUCUUCGAUGAUAUUGAUAAGGGAGACGAGAAAAAACGAGACGAAGGCACGCGGAAGGCGCCUGCAAACGAACCAGCUGCGAUCAAAGCCGAACCUGAGCUCACGCACCUGGAUAAAACGAUAAGCAAACUCGAGAAGGUCAUCGAUGGUGCAGCGUUAUUAAGGAAAGCAGCUCAGCAAGACCCACCAGACUCUCCCGAAACAAACGGCACGACCAUAGACAAAGAGGAUGAUUAUUCCCCGCCACAAAGUGGGCCGAGUGGACUGAGCGAUUCCAACGGUCCGGGUAUUCCAGGAGGAUCUGGUGCGCCUGGUGGGAUGUCGUCUAUGAGUUCCCACGCAUCCCCCUGCCCGAGUGGAGAGCUGCGAUGUGUGGACGGACGCUGCAUCACUCUCGCGCAGCUGUGUGAUGGCACCAUCGACUGCUUCGACCACGCUGACGAGGAUAACUGCUACACGUGACCACCACGCGAAUAAGUUAUUGAUUAAGAAAUAGGGAGUUAUGAAAACAAAUGAGAAUUGAUCUUUAUUGGUAGAAUAAGAACGACGCGACUUAUGUCUAAAUUUUCAAAUCGUGAUCGCUGAAAUGAUCGAAUGUAUCAGCUACAAAAUAAUCAGAAUCAUGCCGUGAACAUCGAAAACAGAAAAUGAAGACCUCUCCCCUCACAUCGCAAGAGGAAAUAUUUUUAUUCAGAACACUCAAAAAUUAUGUUGGUUAUUUCUUUGGUACCUAUCUCCUGAAACAAAAUUAAAAGUAAUAAAAAUGACAAAUUCAGUACGAUAAAAUGUUUAUAUCAAAACAAAAAUAUGCCGUUUAUUACGAAUACGUAGUUUAAGUGAUGUAAAUAUUUAUCUUUAGUUAAUGAUUAAUUAAUUACUUAAUGUCAUUUUGGCUUAUUAUUUCCGAAACCUAUUUGUCACGAGUUAAUUAGUUGCACAGUAGCUUUAGUUACGAAUGACGUAGGUAUUUUAAGUUAAUUAUAAGGUAACUUUAAGAAUACAUACGAGCUGAAAAGUCUUCGUAAUAACUUGCCUAUUAUUAUUGAAUUUAUUAAUCUAUAUCAGAUUCGUUAAAAUUUUAUGCAAAUCGUACGAAAAUUGGUUUGAAAAGUUGUUUAUUAUCUUCUUAUUUUUAAAAGGCAAAUGCUAAUGAAAUGACUUUGAAGGUAUAUUUUAUGCUGUGAUAAAGCAAUGCAUGAAAUUUAAGUAAUUAAGGCUUUUUACUCUGUUUAAUUUUACAUUUGAAUACUCAUUCCUUUGAUUUUAAUCUUCGCAUUUUACAAACUCAGUGUAUAAAAAUAUUAGAUUAAAAAAUAUUUCCGUCCAAUUAAAUGUACCUGUAUCCAAUAUGACUACCAUUAGCAUUCCUAUUCCAUUACUUUUAUUAUUAUAAAUGCUUUUUAAACGUAUUUGUUUAGUCAUUUUCAGCUUUAACACUUAAAUCAAGUAAAACCAGAAUAAUCUCUUCGCAUUGUUGGCUUACAGAAAGUCAAUAAAUUAGUGAUACCACCCUUCGUUGAUUUUUUAUGUCCAAAUAGAUUAGUAUAUGAACAAGUAUUAAUGCUCUACAAGUGAAUCUCAAAAUUUAUUGUUUUCAUAUAAAUAAGCAUUUGUAAAUAUGUAGCUUGUGAUAAGCGGUAGGUUAAAUUAGUUUUAGUAUUUAUAUUUAGGUACAACGAAGUUUUUUCACCUUAAAUACUUUUGUACCUAUUUAUUAAUCAAGUGAAAUGUUUUUAGUUUAGGUCUUUAUCGAAAAACUUAUCAAUCAAACUUAAAAUCUGUACUGCUGCUGUAUUUAAGGUAUUUACAUUCAAAUUAUAUUGGACAGUAAAACUAAAAUAUAAUGCUUACUAAUGAUACAUUUUAUUUCAUACAAAUUAUGAUCGCUUAAAUGUAAGUCCAAAGUAAUGUCAUAAUAAAGUGAGUUAUGUAUUAAAAAUCUACUCUACGUAGAUAUUGCGUC
Ostrinia furnacalis (Asian corn borer) is the source of this 4836-nucleotide messenger RNA. RefSeq lists its product as uncharacterized. Gene Ontology annotation, cellular component: plasma membrane. Bases 330 to 3335 code for a protein of 1001 amino acids. Gene Ontology annotation, molecular function: protein binding. The transcript has 10 exons. NCBI's taxonomy places the organism in Eukaryota, Metazoa, Arthropoda, Insecta, Lepidoptera, Crambidae. The record is from RefSeq and is a predicted model, not a curated record.